UUUUUAAUAGUUAGUUGUGUGCAAGACCAAGUGUCAAUCAGAACACAAAGAGAGAGCUAUCCACUUGACUGGUUUCUUGCUGGUUGCGUGCAGGCUGAAGCGAAACUAUCCAGCAGACUCCAAGUGCCGUCCAAUCACUCGCUGUAGCUGUGGACUGUGCCUCUCUGGUGAAUGCACACGUGUACAAGGGUAUUUUGACUGUGGACCAGCUGGCUGCGUCUUCUCGAUCUCGUUGCCGGGCCCAGACUGAAGUCCGGAAUCGAUCUUCCUCGGCAACACCCAGUGCUUGUUGUAGUAAAGGCACGUGUUUGACGAUACAUGUUUCGCGAUGUCGGAGGAAGUGAUGAAUAUUCAUGAGGCCGACGAACACGGCGAUACUGAUGCUGGUCUGCAGGGUGGCAACGGUAUCGAUGAUGGACAAAGUCAAAAACAAAAGGCUGAAAAGCCUGAAAAGCAAGUCCCGGUGAUGACCGUUACUUUUGCCGAGCCUGCUGAGUGUGCUGUGCUGGAUCGUCCGGAAGACGAAGAGAAAACCUUGGUCUGCUGUGCGCAGUUGAAUUACGUGGGGUUUACUCUGGUCGACUGGAGAUCGACGAGAUCAGUUCUCAACUGGGUAAUUGGGGAUCGCCUUUUGUUUCGCCGCUCGCAACAUCAACCGAUCACAUUGUUCUGCCACCAGCGCUACUUUAGAGCGGAAGACGCCAAUGACGGGGAACCGGUCUUCCUCCAUCCUAUCUCGGCCAUCUACCAGCUAACACGUGGUCGCGAUGGACUGGGUCUUGCCUACAUCACACACAAUCUAGCACGAGAUCGCUUCUACUGCCACGCGUUCUCUGCUGCAUCGCACGACGUGAUUGCCACUGUGCACGAUGCUUGGUCUGGCAGUAGCGAUCGUGUGAAAACGAAUCCUAAAAGCAUGGACCUGCUCAGCCUGAUUCCACCGGAGAAGCAGGGACUGCUAACGCUGAGUACUGCGUUGCAAGUCGAGGAACAUCGUUUCAACGUGCGCUACCUGGGACAAAUGACAACGACAGCCUCGACUGGCUCGUCCGCUCUUGUAGACAAGAUAGUGGAAGCAGCUAUGAACAAGCAGAAAGAGCAGCAACGGCGACGGCAACAGAUCAUAAAGGAAGGACGGCUACAGCAGUCCAGGCGAGAAAUGCAACUGCAGCGCAAAGAGUCACAAGAGCAACCGGCCAGCGGAGGACAGGAUAAUGUCGAUGGCGUGCUGUCUGACAUUGUUGCGAGUACCACGCACAAAGUCAAGGCUGAGUUACAAGGAGCGGCAGCUACUGUUGCUGCUACAGCUACAGCAGCCAUCAAUGUGCAGAAAGAGCCCAGCGACAGUGAUCUGAAGGACAUUCAUCGCUCACAGAGUCAGGGUGGCACAGCCAAGUCGCGAUUCUUCAAUCUGAUUCGUCGUGGCGGUCAGGGUCCAGCUGGCACCGGCAUUGGUAGCAGUACAACGCUGACUCCGACAUCUAGUGAUUCGCCAACCCAUGCCACAAGCAGUGAUGAAAAGCUGGAUUUCCAGAGAUCGGUCAGUGGACCGAAUAGCUCGUCACCUCCUUCCAAUGGAGCAGUGCCUGAGCUUGCAAUGACUCGUCGAAGUAGCGAUGGCCGAUUGAGCAGCUCGCCUCGUACUAUAUCUGCGAGCCCCAUGCACAUGGAUGAUAUUGAUUCCUUGCAGCGUGACCGAUCAAAGUGCAGCAGCAGGGCUAGUAACGUAACAGAGUCCACGCUAACCGCAUCGUCCACUGGUCCCGUGACAAUAGCCGAUAGUGGCGACUCCGGUGUCAGCGCCGCAUCGACACCGGAUAGCGACCGGCACAUAUUCCGCACGCCAUCAUCUUCAGUGCUGUCGGAUAGCUCAGGCGCCGUCGGCUGUGUGUUCAGUGACAGAUCUGAUAGCCCGCCGUCCUAUGGUUUGAAUUACCGCAUUGUCAACCUGUGCAUCUCCGCCGAGUCCAUUCGCUUUUACGACACGAGCAACGCAGCGGGAAAAGCAAGACGCUCAGUGAGCCGCUCAUCAAGUAGUAGUGCGGGUGAAGAGCUGGCAGAUUCCACCACCACCAAACGCCUGUGCUGGGAGCGCAAACUCUCGUCCGUGUCAUAUUGUGCCAAGGGCCAUAUCCACAGCACAAGCUGGUGUCUAAUCGUGUCCGAGUCCUCUUCUGCGUCCAGCGCACCUGCACCUGGCAUCAACUCGAGUCCAAACUUUGUGUGCUACCUCUUCUCAUGUGAGACGGAAGAGUCGUGUGUCACGAUAAUGGAGUCCAUUACGAAGAGCUUCAAAGUGGCAUUUGAGCUACACCGGAACCCUCCGGUCACUAUUCGGUCGCCAUUCUGCGAGACCUGUCCGAUGUACACUCUGCACAAACUUUGUGUUCAAGUCAACAAUUGCCUGAAUGCUAAGGCGGCUCAGGCCUUUGCUACUAAGGCAAUUGAAGGCUUACCGAAAGAAGAUCGCACGUGGAUGUCGGACCGUGCGCAAGCUAUCCAGCAGUUUAGUGAGGACGUGCAGCUACAGAUCACCAUGGGCAUGCUCAGGGGGAUUUCAGAGCGUCUGCAGAGCGAGCACAGUCACUCCGAUAGCGAAAAGCCUAUGGAGGUUGAAGACAAUGAUGAAGCGACAUCCAAGCCGCGCCUCGGCCCAUUGUCCAGGGCAAAGCGUACCUUAGCCAGCUCCAUUGAAGGCCUUCGUAAGAAGGAUCGACCAGCUGCCUCACCGUCAGCAAUCAGAGCGGGGAAGAGUGAGAGUCCAAGCACAUCACUUCGACGGAAGACCAUCGGACAUGAGGGAGACGCGGAAAGUGGACCUGAAUCAGCGCGUGCAUCUCAGCGACAUCCGAGCCUUCCUGUCGUAUCGGGACAGGUACGAUCAUCACCUCUUCACGGCAGUCCACACCCAUCACCGCCAGGCACGCCCACACUGUCAGUUCCAGCACAUACUCCACCAUCGCUGCGUCGCAGAACUCCCAGAUCACCAACCAGGAAGACAUCUUUCCGUCAUUCGAUAUACAAGACUGCGCACGCAACACCUGGUGGCCAGCCGUUAUCCCCUUCUAAAGAAGCUGCUGGUGAUGAUGAAGAUGACGAUGAGCUGACCAAGAAGUCCGGCCUUGAUCCGCUGCUCACCCCUCGUCGCGACUACACCAGUUCACCAACUGCCAGAGGCUUGUGGAAGAGAGCUAUAGAUGAGCAAGUGAUGUUGGUGAGAUUGGAGAAGGCCUCGCAGAAACACUAUGAGCCUGGUGAGCUAGAGGCCAGGAGGUUAGCCUACGGUGACAUGCUUGAGCAGAGCGAGCAGGAGCGCCUCACCCAGGUCUGGGAGAAACUACUCAGUUCAGCGAAGAAUGCAAAGCUUGAACAGCUGUCUGCGCUGAAAAGCGGCGUGAGGAAAGCCGUAGCAGAUGGAAUACCAAAGGGUCUACAUGGACGUGCCUGGAAACUAUUGAAUUCACUGCAACCACCUUCUAAGCUAUUGAAGCCAAAGCCUGUUGGUAAUUCCGACUCUGGAUAUUCGACCCCUCCUGCGAAUGGCCAGAUUUUGGACUUCGAAAUUCUCAAAGUCCAGAGCACACCUUUCCUCCAUGCCAUCAUCAUUGACCUCGGUCGCACGUUUCCUGGCCAUGAGUACUUCCAAAGUGUCGCUGGUCCCGGACAGUGCUCUCUAUUUCAUGUGCUGCGUGCUUACGCCAGCGUGGAUCAGGAUGUCGGCUACUGCCAAGGCUUGAGCUUUGUCGCUGGCCUCCUGAUCAUGCAUGCGGACACAGACAGCGAUGCCUUCCACUUUCUACUUGCACUGAUGUACGACGAGCUGCGUGAUCAGUACAAGCCGGAUAUGGCAAGGUUGCAGGUGAGACUGUACCAGUUGUCUCGUCUGCUCCACGACUAUCACCCAAGGAUGCAUGAUCUGUUUGAAAAGCACGACGUAGCGCCGUUCUUCUACGCAGCGCCGUGGUUCCUGACUUUGUUCUGCUCCCAGUUUCCACUCUACUUUGCUACAAGAACAAUGGAUCUUAUCUUCUUGGAUGGCAUUGAUGCAAUUUUCAAGGUGUGCCUGACACUACUACGCCAUGCCGAGCGGCAACUGCUAGAGUGCACCAGUUUUGAACAGAUCUUGGAGUGCAUGAAGGCAGUGCUGCCAGCACUUGGUGCGCGAGUACCAGACACGAUUGUCAGAGAGGCCAUGGACAUGGAUAUUCACGAGAAGCUGAGAACGUUUGAGGUUGAGCAUGCAGUGCUGCAGGACCUGGAUAACACGCAGACCAUGAGCGCUGAUCUAGAGGCAGCCAACAUUGCACUGCGCUCGCAGCACACCGACCUCAUUCAGCAGCUGGCCGUGGCACGCGGCAGUGCGCUGAGACUGCAGGACACUGUCAAUGAGCUGAGCACAGAGAAUGCGCGCCUUGUUCAGCAAUCAGAACGGUUCACUGUGCAAAUCACUGAUUUGAGACACACCGUGGCUCAGUUGCAACGACAGCUGGCUGUCAAUACCUCGACCGAGAGCAGGGAGGAAGCAGCGGCGGAUGAAGUUAACGAAGGUGUUUCUACAGGUUCUAUUGUCAUCAGACGGAAUAACCUGAAGCCACCUCAUGCGAGUGGCCUGCGUCGUCGUCUUUCUGUGCCCGUGUUUUCUCAAACAAGACCAAUGGUGCAGCGCCGAUAUCAACGGUCAUUUGACGACUUGGCCGAGACUCCAAUAUCAAAACUGGAGCAAUUCUUCGCAGAGGCUGACCUUGACAACAUGCGAAGAUAAAUUUACAAUUUGCCCGGCAUGAUCAGCCGGAAAAGGAGACCAUACUGCCGUGACAACAUGCGAAGAUAAAUUUACAAUUUGCCCGGCAUGAUCAACCGGAAAAGGAGACUAUACUGCUAAUAUGCAAUGCAGAGCAAAGAAGCAGAAUGGAGAAGAAAUUUGAGAAAAAAAACUUUAAUCAAGAUGCACAGUAACUUAUUCAGCACCGCCAAUGGCAUGUUAAUCUUAUGCAUUCUAUUUAUUUUUGGGAACAAAUAGAAAACAAAAUUUUCUUGAUGAAUCUCAUUCAACAAUGCAAAUAUAUUGUUAUCUUUCCUAUCUGCAAAAAGAAGCUGGCUAUGUACAAAGCGAUUGAUUAUUUCCAUGCUGUAUUUACAAUAUAUGCACAUGUACACAGGUAGCAAUGCUUGACUUGGUUAUUGCUACUGGCUGCUGCUGCUGCUGGUAUUUCCGCAUCUGAACACUCCAGCUCUGUCACUGUUCUCAUAAGUCCUUGACCAUGUAUGGGCCUUCAAGCUCAUAGCCAA
Molecule: messenger RNA, 5289 nt
Organism: Sycon ciliatum
Lineage: Eukaryota; Metazoa; Porifera; Calcarea; Leucosolenida; Sycettidae
Product: TBC1 domain family member 1-like
Exons: 21
Coding region: 329-4762 (1477 amino acids)
Source: RefSeq, a predicted model, not a curated record